AUGCUUCCCGCCUCACAACCCAUCUAUAUCGAAGACUCAGCAUCGAAGCCCGGAACUCCCAUCAAAAGUCCACCUCGCAAGAAUUCCGGCCGAGCUGAGAAACAAUUUGCAAUACCACAAGACGACGAAGCCUCAGCCGCUAACGAUGAUGAAACCUUGGCCUCGACUGAUGAGUGGGCGACCAAAUGGGCCGAGACUCUCAGAAAGCUCCAUUUUUGUCAGAUGAGUGACAAAUACGCCGCCGCAAUGUCAACAAGAGAAGGAGAAUGGGACGUGGACAGGGACCUGCAAUUCGCGAUGGUCACGUUAUUCCCAUGGACCAAGGAGUUGAUUUCAUCCUCAACUCGACCAACAAUCUCGUGGCUCAAGGAGAACGCCCAGUGGAUUGACACCAAGGCUCCGGGUGUCUAUGCCUGUGCGGCAAUCAAAAGAGAUCAGGAAGGCCGCAUUAUCACCAUCGUCCUGAAGGUUGGGUGUGCAUGGUCCGUUGAUGCUGGUAUGAAGUCAAGAAAAGCACAGCAUUUGGACAGCAGACUGUCCAAGGAAUGCACCUUCCAUCAGUUCGUCCAGUCGACCCUCCCGUCCGAGACACUUGAGCUCAGAUGGUACACCUUAGCAAUGGGUAAACCAUUCGUCCGAAACACACAAGAAGACGAGUAUCUGGCCGCCAGGUUUUACCAAUUGGAGGCGAUGCUUGCAAGCUCCCUCGGCGCCCUCCACGAAAAAAGCGCCGACUACAAGUUCCGUGCCCUGCAAUGGUGGCCAUUUGACGACCAGUCCAACGAAGAGCUGCCCUGGGCUGGAGGCGACUCGCACUGCGCGCUACGCGAUAGUUGGUCGAAUCGAUCAAACAUGCUCAAUGAGGACGAGAUUGCUGAACGCAAGGCUACUUACACCUUUCGCGAGGGCAUGCGACAGAGGGAGCAGUACCCUUUCAACAUCGAGCAUGAUAAUUACCUUUGCACCAUUGAUGGGUGUCAGAGAGGCUUGCCCGGCUAG
Molecule: messenger RNA, 999 nt
Organism: Aureobasidium vineae
Lineage: Eukaryota; Fungi; Ascomycota; Dothideomycetes; Dothideales; Saccotheciaceae
Source: the annotation of a GenBank genome assembly